Messenger RNA from Sclerotinia sclerotiorum 1980 UF-70, 630 nucleotides. RefSeq lists its product as hypothetical. The transcript is spliced from 6 exons. NCBI's taxonomy places the organism in Eukaryota, Fungi, Ascomycota, Leotiomycetes, Helotiales, Sclerotiniaceae. The record is from RefSeq and is a predicted model, not a curated record. Bases 1 to 630 code for a protein of 209 amino acids.
AUGCCCUUGCCAGAGAAGGCUUUCCGCCACGCUGGGUAUCUUGAGGAUCUCGUAAAUCACCACCAGGAACUUUCCAAUGUGACACUAGUCGACCCUAUCAGUGAUGGAAGCGGACAAAUCAUACCUGUAGAGCCACCGGCAGAAAAAGAGGUAGAACAACCGCUUGUCCGGGAAGUCGAGGUGCCUCUCACCUUUGAUGCAGAAUUCUUCGGUCUUCUGCAGGGAGAUGUUCACAACCUAGAUGCACUCCAAGAUGAGGAACAGAAGGCUCUGGUAGCCGAGGUUGGUGACCUCUCAAAAGAGCUCGUCAAGCUCAGCGAACCUUCAAGGUUCAAAAAGACCGACCAGUAUCGAUGGAGAGAAUUGUUUGAUGUUUACUUACAAGCUGGAAUCUUCUUUUCAGAUCUUGAAAAGGACCACGGCAAGCGUGAUAGUGCAGCUGCGUUAAAGCGGUUACAGUGGUUUCAAAGUGAAGUAGUCAAGAGAGGCAUCGUAGAUACAUUCAAACUCUCCCCUAGCCGUAAAGCAUUGAACCAGUUCAUAAGCAUCAACAUUACGCUACUUCGAAAUCUCCAAUUUCAGGAGAUCAAUCAGAAAGCCAUUGCUAAGAUAUUGAAAAGUCAAAUUUGA